Megachile rotundata (alfalfa leafcutting bee) is the source of this 1023-nucleotide messenger RNA. RefSeq lists its product as uncharacterized. The record is from RefSeq and is a predicted model, not a curated record. Lineage: Eukaryota; Metazoa; Arthropoda; Insecta; Hymenoptera; Megachilidae.
AUGGUGGUGAAGUUCAAAUAUUGCAAGUCAUGUGAAUUUUGGAAAAACAAAAUUGACACUGAAGAAUAUGCAGAAUGGAAGAAGCAGCACGAUGACGAAUGUCAAGUGAAUCAUGAGGGAUCUGCUAGUAAAAUGGAGGUCGACGCAAUGAUGGAAAUGUUCCAACGCUCCACAUUGUUAUACAAUGCAAAGUACCAAUAUUAUAUUAGUAACCGGGACACCAAGGUUUUUAAAGGUAUUUUAGAUGCAAAGCCCUAUAACGAUAUCGACGUAGAAAAAAUAGAGUGCAUCGAUCACGUGCAAAAACGCAUGGGCACGAGAUUGCGCAAUUUGAAGAAGCAGACGAAGGGUUUUGGAGGAGAAGGCAAUCUCACAGGAAAACUCAUCGAUGAACUAAGUAUAUAUUAUGGUUUAGCCAUCCGUCGACACCAUGAAUCCGUCGAGAAAAUGAGAAGUGUUUGGGCAACAUUAUAUCAUAAAAUAUCAACGAAUGAAAACCCACAGCACGACAAGUGCCCACCUGGAGAGGAUUCUUGGUGCUCCUGACAAAAGGCGAAGGCCACAGAUACAUUGGACAAUUAUAAGCACAAAUCUCCAAUGUCAAAUAUAGUGUUUACAGCCAUAAAACCUAUAUACGAAGAACUUACCAACAACGAUCUACUAACACGCUGCAUUGGUGGCUUCACCCAAAAUAGCAACGAAAGUUUCAAUGCGUCUAUGGCUCCGAAAACGGUAUUCAGUGGCAAAAAUGUAUUGGAUAUUGCUGCAAAUAUGGCUGUCUUCAUCUUCAACGAUGGACUAUCCACUAUAAUGGAAGUGAUGAAAACCUUAGAUAUGACUGUUGGAGAAAAUUGCUACAAUUUUUGCUUGCAAGCCGACGCCCGUCGGAUACAGUUCUCGGAACGAUCAUUGAAUGAGGCUACAAAAAUAGCAAGAUUGAGUCUUAGAUCUAGCAGGAAGGAAAAGGACAUGGAGGAUGUGCACAUGGAAGGCCAAAUGUAUGGUGCAGGCACCGCUGAUUAA